This is a messenger RNA of Peniophora sp. CBMAI 1063, 1704 nucleotides long. NCBI's taxonomy places the organism in Eukaryota, Fungi, Basidiomycota, Agaricomycetes, Russulales, Peniophoraceae. The record is from the annotation of a GenBank genome assembly.
AUGAUCGUCACCACGGCUCUCGUGCUGGCCGUCGCGCCCUUCGCGAUAGCAGCGAAGCUUCCAACAUCGUCACUUCAAGUCGCGUCUGACUUUGUUGGUGCAACCGCGACUUUCCAAUUCCCACCCGCGGGUGUGACGCUGGCUUCUCCUGGGAAUGAUGCAGAUUUCCCAGUCGCCUCGGACGUUGGUUUCCUUGGGCCCACACCGACUGGGGAUGAGACACUUUCUAUCGAAACUGCUCCUGCUAUCGCCGUCCAUGAAGGCUUCGAUCCUGUCGUGCGACCCAACACAUUCGGUGGGAAGAGCAACUCGAAGUUCAAUGUGGUUCGCAACUGGGGAAACCUUUCUCCAUGGUUCUCUCUUCCUGCGGAUACGUGGGGUCUCCCCCACGCGUCAGCCAUCGUACCGAAAGGUUGCGAUAUUCAACAAGUGCACAUCCUCCAUCGCCAUGGCGCCCGUUACCCAACAUCGGGAAGCGGCCCUGGCAUGUUCGCCGCUAAGCUACACAACAUCACUGUGAAUGGGACCGGAUUCAGCGCUAGCGGUCCUGCCUCAUUCCUGAACACCUGGGAGUACAAACUGGGCGCAGAGAUCCUGACACCCCUUGGCCGCGAACAGCUAUAUGAGUUGGGUGUCAACGCUCGAGUGCGAUAUGGCGCUCUACUAAAAGGGUUCACCGAACUUCCUGUUUGGCGUACAACAUCGCAAGAACGUAUGGUUGACUCAGCGCUCCAAUUUGCAGCGGGUUUCUUCGGGGUGCAAGAAUACGCGACAAGCUAUCACCAGCUGAUUGAGAUCGAACAGAGCGGGUUCAACAACACGCUCGCGCCGUUCACUCAGUGUCCAAACUCAAACCUUGCGAAUGUCGGCCAACUUGGCCUCAUCAAAGCAGCAGAGUGGGCCGACGUGUACACGCCGUCUAUCAUCAAGCGCUUCGCCAAGAUCAUCAACGGUGUGAAUCUGACUUCAUCUGACAUCGUUGCGAUGCAAGAUCUGUGUGCCUACGAGUCUGUUGCGCUUGGAUAUUCGAGCUUCUGUGACCUCUUCACACAGUCCGAAUGGGAAGCAUAUGAAUACCAUAACGAUGUGCAGUUUUGGUACAACACCGGUCCGGGUGGUACGACCGUCGCCGCCCAGGGCAUUGGAUAUGUCCAAGAACUGAUUGCUCGCCUUACUCAAACACCGUUGACCGUCUUCGAUACAACUACAAAUGCAACACUUCAGUCGAGCAACAUCACCUUUCCGCUCGAUCAGCCCAUCUUUGUGGAUGCUAGCCACGACACUGUGAUAUCUUCCAUUGCGGUUGCUCUCAAUUUGACGUCUCUCGCUCGCGGCGGCCCUCUACCCACCGACCGCAUCAUCAAAGAUAGGCGUUGGAUUGUUAGUCACAUUGCGCCGUUUGGGACCAAUCUCGUCGGCCAGGUCUUGUCGUGCCCAAGCAAGAUGAACGUAGCCACGAACAACAGCACUGCGACCCACUUUCGCUGGGUAUUCAAUGACGCCGUCGUACCUCUCACUGGCAUCAAGGGUUGCAAAGAGGAUAAGGAUGGUCUCUGCGAGCUCGACGCAUACAUUGAGGGGACGAAAGCGCGCAUAGCCGAGGUGGACUUUGCCUUCGACUGCUUCGCCAACUACACGGUGCCUAAUCCUGACGUCAUCAUCGAUGGACGCUUUCCAGAGUCUCUGAAGGGGUCAGCUAUGUAA